Molecule: messenger RNA, 1110 nt
Organism: Brugia malayi
Lineage: Eukaryota; Metazoa; Nematoda; Chromadorea; Rhabditida; Onchocercidae
Gene: Bma-cog-1
Product: Cell wall integrity and stress response component 2 precursor, putative
Exons: 8
Coding region: 1-1110 (369 amino acids)
Biological process (GO): cell differentiation; regulation of transcription by RNA polymerase II
Cellular component (GO): nucleus
Molecular function (GO): DNA-binding transcription factor activity, RNA polymerase II-specific; RNA polymerase II cis-regulatory region sequence-specific DNA binding
Source: RefSeq, a predicted model, not a curated record
AUGAAUUCAUUUUUUUCGGAUGCUACAAGUUCGGUUGUUGCAACCAAAACAUUGGGUUCAUCAUCAUCAUUAUCAUCAUCAUCAUCAUCGGCAUCAUCAUCAACUUCAUCAGUAUUAGCAACAGUGCAACAUACUCGUCAACGUAAAUCAACAUCACCAUCCAGUCCAGAAAAUAAACAAUCGGAAGAAGUUUGUGAAAUGAAACGAUUUCGAAGUACAAGCAAUCAGGAUAAAACUAAUAGCACUACUACCAGUAUCAAAAAUAAAAAUAAUGCUUAUAGUAUAACGAAAUUGUUGGAAAAGAAAGAACCAAGUAGCAGUCGUGCCAGCAGUUCAUCAGCAAGUGAUGAUGAUAAUGGAGCAAUUGGUCGCUGUCAUUCCACUGAUGAUGAUGGCAGUCGAUGUACUGAUUUGGCUGAAUUUGGACGUACUGUCACUUGGCCACAUUUUUUCGCAGCUGGACCAUCAGCUUUUACAAUUCCUCAUGCAGCUAAUUCAUUAAUAGAUUCAAAUUCAUUUGCUAAUGCUAUUGCCGCUGCUGCUGUUGGCGCUGAUGGACAAGAUUUAUCACAAGUUCAACAGAUUCAAAACGCCUAUUUAUCAUAUAUUCUUGGUACAUCGAUGACAGCUGCUGCACCAGUGAUACCGCAUCACCAUCCCCUGCAUAUCAUGGUAGCACCAUCCGAUACUGUAACUAGGCCAGGUCCAUUUGGCCUCUUUCAACUUCCAACAACAUCAAACAGCUCUACAGCAUCCGAUGUUGUUCGUUUGCCAGCAACUCCGGUAUCAAAUUCCAUGUGUUUAUCACCAAAUUCAUUAUCAUUGAAUAAGAAACAAUCAAGGCCUACAUUUACUGGUCAUCAGAUUUUCAUGCUAGAGAAGAAAUUCGAGCAAACGAAAUAUUUAGCCGGAUCAGAUCGAGCUCAACUUGCUCAAGAGCUAAGCAUGAGCGAAAGUCAAGUGAAAGUGUGGUUUCAAAAUCGACGUACAAAGUGGCGGAAAAAAGAAGCAGCAGAUAAUGCAUUAGUGAAACGAGGUGAAACGCUUGAUUCGACGGGACGUUCACAGCAGCUACGUGGUUUAGCAUCGUUUCUAUCACCGUCACGUUGA